GGGCACGCGCAACCAAGAUGUCUCCGACGCCGGCGCUUUUCAGUUUGCCGGAGGCGCGGACGCGAUUUACGGUGAGCUGAGGGGCUGAAGGCCGUGGUUCUGACCUGGCGCUAUUCUUUCCCUUUCUCUCGCUGAAGGGACUGAGGGAUUUUCGCCGCCGGGUCCGUUCCUGGCCCCUUCCGGGACUGACAUUAAGGGAAAGGCGCACUGGCUACGCGUCUGUGGGUCCUGACCCUCCCUCCGCGGAAAUCUACCAGAGAAGCCUUGAAUAACAAAAAUAUCAAGCCGUUGUUGACUGCCUUCAGUCAGUUACCUGGCAGUGAAAAUGAAAAAAAAUGUACCCUUGACCAAGCUUUCAGAGGUGUUCUGGAAGAAGAAAUUAUAAAUCAUUCCGCAUGUGAGAACGUUUUAGCUAUUAUUUCUCUUGCUAUUGGGGGAGUGACCGAAAGUGUUUGUACUGCGUCCACACCAUUUGUGCUAUUGGGAGAUGUCUUAGACUGCCUUCCUUUGGAUCAGUGUGACACAAUAUUCACUUUUGUUGAAAAAAAUGUUGCUACUUGGAAGUCAAAUACAUUCUAUUCUGCUGGCAAAAAUUAUUUACUGCGUAUGUGCAAUGAUCUCCUCAGAAGAUUGUCUAAAUCUCAGAAUACAGUUUUCUGUGGAAGAAUUCAACUCUUUUUGGCCAGGCUUUUUCCUCUAUCUGAGAAAUCAGGUCUUAAUUUGCAGAGUCAGUUUAACCUGGAAAACGUCACUGUUUUCAAUACAAACGAGCAGGAGAGCACCCUGGGUCAGAAGCAUACUGAGGAUAGAGAGGAAGGGAUGGAUGUAGAAGAAGGUGAAAUGGGAGAUGAUGAAGCCCCGACAACUUGUUCUAUUCCAAUUGAUUACAACCUGUAUAGAAAAUUCUGGUCACUUCAGGAUUACUUCAGGAACCCAGUGCAAUGCUAUGAGAAGAUUUCUUGGAAAACGUUUCUCAAGUAUUCUGAAGAAGUUUUAGCUGUUUUUAAAAGUUAUAAAUUAGAUGAUACUCAAGCCUCCAGGAAAAAGAUGGAAGAAUUGAAAACAGGAGGAGAGCAUGUAUACUUCGCCAAGUUUCUAACAAGUGAAAAGUUGAUGGAUUUACAACUGAGUGACAGUAACUUUCGUCGACACAUCCUGUUGCAGUAUCUCAUUUUAUUUCAAUAUCUCAAGGGACAGGUCAAAUUCAAAAGUUCAAAUUAUGUUUUAACUGAUGAGCAAUCACUCUGGAUUGAAGAUACUACAAAAUCAGUCUACCAACUGCUAUCUGAAAAUCCCCCUGAUGGAGAAAGAUUUUCAAAGAUGGUAGAGCAUAUAUUAAACACUGAGGAAAAUUGGAACUCAUGGAAGAAUGAAGGUUGCCCAAGUUUUGUUAAAGAAAGAGCGUCAGAUACCAAGCCCACAAGAGUGGUGAGGAAGAGAGCAGCCCCAGAAGACUUCUUAGGCAAAGGGCCCAACAAGAAAAUCCUCAUUGGAAAUGAGGAGCUCACAAGGCUUUGGAAUCUCUGUCCUGAUAAUAUGGAAGCCUGUAAAUCAGAGACAAGAGAAUACAUGCCAACUUUGGAGGAGUUCUUUGAAGAAGCUAUUGAACAAGCAGAUCCUGAAAACAUGGUUGAAAGUGAAUAUAAAGCCGUAAAUAAUUCAAAUUAUGGAUGGAGAGCUCUUAGACUCUUAGCCCGGAGAAGCCCUCACUUCUUUCAGCCAACCAACCAGCAGUUUAAGAGUCUACCAGAGUAUCUGGAAAACAUGGUGAUAAAGCUGGCCAAGGAACUACCACCCCCUUCUGAAGAAAUAAAGACAGGUGAGGAUGAAGACGAGGAAGAUAAUGAUGCUUUACUAAAGGAAAAUGAAAGUCCAGAUGUUCGGCGAGAUAAACCUAUAACAGGGGAGCAGAUAGAGUCAUUUGCCAACAAACUUGGUGAGCAGUGGAAGAUUUUGGCUCCUUACCUGGAAAUUAAAGACUCUGAUAUUAGGCAGAUUGAGUGUGACAGUGAAGACAUGAAGAUGAGAGCCAAGCAGCUCCUUGUUGCCUGGCAAGAUCAAGAAGGAGUUCAUGCAACAACUGAUAACCUGAUUAGUGCACUAAACAAGUCUGGAUUAAGUGACCUUGCAGAAAGUCUAACUAAUGACACUGAAACAAACAGUUAGCUUUCUUCCUUUCUUUUCUUUUUUAUUAAACAGUGAUAAGAUUUUGUUACCAAGCAGCAUUUGAUAAAAGGUUCACUGGUUUUGGUAAACAAUAAACACUUUUAUAACAGCUAUUGUACAGUUGGCUGGUGCUCCAAAAACCACAUACAGAACAGGCAUUGGAGUGGAGAACAGGGUGGGAAAACAAAGUAAAAGGACCUCAAGAUCACACCAAUUUUUGUUAAGUAUUUCUACAGUGAAGUUAAAUGAGUACUACUAACAGUACUGUCCCAAAUUAGUUUCCUGCAUGCUAUCGGUUAUAAAAUUUUAUUCUGAAAUUACAAGAUGACACUUCUGAAACCUUAGGACUGGAGAGAAGAGGAUCAGCAAACCAUGGAUAGUUUUAAGUGUUUUCCUGGCACUCUGACAUGCUGACACUACAAUAGCAAAGAGUUCAAACUGAUAGCCAGGGGCCUGCAAAAACCAAAUCAUUAGCUGUUUGUCCAAAACAGAAAAUGUUUGUUUGCUAGCUCUAAGUUUAUAUGAAGUGGAGUCUAAGACCCAACUACUCCUUUAGCUUUACAAAGAUUACUUGACCUCCUUAAGUCUUUAAACACCCAGGGAUUCCUGUCAGUUCACUUGAGAUGUGAAAAUACCCUAUAUGUAGCAGAGCAUGUGUGGUACUGGCUGACGGUUAAGAUGUUCGUGUUCUAGUCCCAUACAGCAUUUCCUGUGGGUGUUUAGUAUACUAGUGAAGGGCGACUGGGCAGACCACUGUUAAGUGUUCUUGCUUGAACUGCACUCUACUAGCUGGGGAAGCAGUGACUAAGCACAACCCUGGCCUCCAGAUGUCUUCUGCAUUAAGCAAAUUAAGGCAAGUUCAGGGAUUGAAAGGGAGGAGAAUGUUUUUUUACCUCAUUCUAAAACACUUAACACCUUAUUUAAAACAAAAUGAUGGAAGUCCAAUUUCUACUUUAAAGAAUUAUUUUUGGAAUGCCUUUUUAGGUCAAAUAAACUAUCACCACACUUUUUGUAUAAUAGUUUUCUUAAUGCAUUCUAAACAUAGUUUUGGCAUAUUUGUUCUAAAUCUACCUCACCUGGUUUAGUAGGAAAACACAGGUGCCAAAUUCCUUCGUUCUACAACUGUUCUAGCAAAUAACACUGAAUCCCAGGGGUCAUGACACAAACUAUUACAGUACACACAGCACUGUUUCAUUCCAUGUUUCACUCCCCAUUGUAAGGCGUCUUAACUGCUAAUAAUGUUUAAGUUAGCAAACUAUUUACAAACCUAAAAUGCUGACUUACCCACACUAUUACAGAUUUAUUAUCCUAUAGGAAUCUUGGGUACUUUACAGAGCAUUAAAACAUGAGGUGGAAGAUGUCAUGAUAUUCCUGACAUUCCUAGUCAACUCAAAUCAGACCAGAUCACGAAUAUUCAACACUUCAUCCUUUCCUUAGAUUGCUAAAGUUCCUGAAACAUCUAAGGACUUACUCACUGGGUAGUCAAUAGAUUAAUAAACAAUACUCUUGGUAAUGUAUACCUUAAUCUUAAAAAUCAGUAACUUUCAAGAUGGGCACAAAGACUUUGGGAAAGAAAAUAGAAACAACAAACGUGUGAGGGAAUGAAACUGAUCACAGAAUUCACUGUCCAAAGGAACUCAUCACCUUUACUACUUUGUAUUUCUUUUGUAAUAACACUGGACAAGCUAAAGUUUCUUGUAUUUUAAAUAGAUCCUUGACUGCUUAGCAUUAUUAGCCAUUUGCAGAAACUGUAUAGUACUGAAUUCAUUUGACUCUUAAGCCAAGCUCUAAUACUAAAAAGAAAUGUCAAAAGUUGUUAAUCCCUCUUUUUCCUUAUUUUUAUUAUUAAAUAUCCUUGGUUUCCAAGCAA
Mus musculus (house mouse) is the source of this 4036-nucleotide messenger RNA. It is a transcript of the gene Thoc1, whose product is annotated as THO complex 1. NCBI's taxonomy places the organism in Eukaryota, Metazoa, Chordata, Mammalia, Rodentia, Muridae. The transcript has 21 exons. Gene Ontology annotation, cellular component: cytoplasm; nuclear speck; transcription export complex. The record is from RefSeq and is marked validated. Gene Ontology annotation, molecular function: identical protein binding. Bases 607 to 2166 code for a protein of 519 amino acids. Gene Ontology annotation, biological process: mRNA export from nucleus; signal transduction.